Molecule: messenger RNA, 792 nt
Organism: Mesorhabditis spiculigera
Lineage: Eukaryota; Metazoa; Nematoda; Chromadorea; Rhabditida; Rhabditidae
Source: the annotation of a GenBank genome assembly
AUGUUGCUGCUCACGGGGAUUGCGAGCUGCUUCAUCUAUCGACACCGACAAGUGUUGCCGGCCGGCCAUUGGGCGAGGCCCCGCCCCCGGAUUUUGGUGGCGAUACUGGUAUUCCAAUGGGUUUUAUGCAGUGCCGGUCUUGGGGUUGGCGGCUGGAUGAUGCCCUAUACGCAAGACUUGACAGGUUCAGGCAUGCAGCUCAUUUUAAGGCGCCAUCCGAGUUACCGUUUCCUCCUCGACGUCCCGGGUCUGUGGAUACUCGAUGAUACGGACAAGGGCUUGCAAUUGGCGGCAUCCAUAUUCUUGGUGACACUGAUCUACGUGAGCCUCACCUUUACACCGGCCAGCUUUUUCAUGAUUUUCCAUAGUUUCUAUGUUCUGAAUUCGCGGCUGGGGAAUAUGAGUGAUGCGACGCGUCAGUUGCAGAAAAAAUUGAUUGUGAAUAUGUUGUUGCAGAUAUGCGUCCCUCUCCUAACACUCAGCGUCCCAUGGUGCGUCGCCACAUAUAUCAUCAGCUAUGGUAUCGAGUUGCCACUUGCCGCCCCGCGAGCAAUCCUUAUAUUCACCGCUCUGCAUGCUGUAAUAUCAUCGGUGGAGAUGGUCAUCCUGAUUAAACCGUAUCGCCAAUUCCUCGCCGUGCUGUUUGGCGCACAAAGUUGUGGCCGGCAAAAAGUCCGGAACGAAAUCAUUUCCAUCUACAUCACUAGAAAGCCCCGAAAAUGCACACGUCGGGGCCUCAACAAACUGUCGCUCCUCAGUCAACAAACUGGCCCAAAAACGCGGCGGAAUAAA